Molecule: messenger RNA, 1026 nt
Organism: Diaporthe amygdali
Lineage: Eukaryota; Fungi; Ascomycota; Sordariomycetes; Diaporthales; Diaporthaceae
Product: salicylate
Exons: 3
Coding region: 1-1026 (341 amino acids)
Molecular function (GO): monooxygenase activity; FAD binding
Source: RefSeq, a predicted model, not a curated record
AUGCUAGAGCGAAGGUUUGUAGAGAUCCUCGAUGGGAGGACAUUGGAGUUGCUGCAAGUCUUGCAGGUAGAGGAAUCUAUAGGCGGCACAGUCUAUCGACCUGAUCUGCACCAGGAGUUGAGGCAUGUGGCAGAGUCGCCACCGUCGAACAAUGACGGUGGUGGAGAUACCCCGAACCUGCCGUGCCGCCUUUCUGAAUAUACAGAGGUAGUCAGCAUCGAGCCGGAGCAAGGCAUCGUCUACCUGGCCGACGGUUCGCAAACCAAGGCAGACCUCAUAAUCGCCGCCGACGGUGUCCACUCGUCCGCAAUGACCGUCAUCCUGGGCGAGCCCUCCCCAGCUCUGCGGAGCAGCACCACGGCCGUCCGCGCCGUGAUCCCCAUCGCGAAACUGCAGCAUAACCCCUUCGCACGGGUCAUGGCCGACGUUCCUGGCCGUGGUACAUUCAGUGUGGCGCCCGAUCGCAAGCGGUACCUGCUCGGGUACUGGUGCCAUGACUUCGAGUACCUCAAUCUCGUCCUCUACGCCCUCGAGGAUAUACCGGGGAUGGCGAUCCACACGAUGCGUGAUGAGACAACCCCGGAGCAUGUGGCGGCUGCCCUUAACGAGUUCCAUCCUGACCUUGGGACGGUCUGUGACCACCUGGUGGGUGUUCUGCCUGUGUGGCGACUUUACACACGACCACCUGCUGCCCGAUACAGCCGCGGCCGUCUUGUCGCCAUUGGUGAUGCAGCACAUGCCAUGUUAUCGCACAUGGGCCAAGGUGCCAACUCUGCCAUUCUUGAUGCUGCGGCUCUCGGCACUCUCUUUGGAGACCUACCAGAUCGAUCAACGGAAACCAUCUCUUACCGACUUCGCCUCUUCAACGAGAUCCGAGUUCCACACAAUUCAGCCGUUCAACUAUGGUCGGAAAUACCAAUGUUUGAUCUACCCACAAAGAGAAAUGUUGAUAUUGAGGCAUUAUUGCCAGACCUCAAGCUCCCCGGUGAGUCCGCACGAUGUUCUGCUGCUGGGGAAGUUUUCUAA